Molecule: messenger RNA, 432 nt
Organism: Angiostrongylus costaricensis
Lineage: Eukaryota; Metazoa; Nematoda; Chromadorea; Rhabditida; Metastrongylidae
Source: the annotation of a GenBank genome assembly
AUGGCUCACCAAGCCUUCCAUCUCUCUGGGAUCGGCAAAUUAGUACGACUUGUCUGGAAGAUGAGCAGCACUGGCUCGAUACAUCGAUUGGCCACCGCGAAUCAUUAUAAAGACCAGAUAGGCAUUCAGUCACCUUCAACGAUACUUAAUGAAGCCGAAUACCGUGUUUAUAAACAUUUAGUCGCAAUUAAACUACAAAACGCAAAAACCUUCUUCACCAAAAUGACCAUAAUCUGUGUAGAUAAUCCGUUGUGCCCAAUGUCGCCAGGACGUGAAGUCCUCGACUUUUCUUUUGAUCCAUCACUUCCUUCCACUCGUUUAUUUCGAAGGACUCACAAUAAAGUGUCUGCUUACCAGGUUUGUUUACGAUAUAAUAGAGACUGGCUCAAAGAUUUGUUGAACCUCACCGUUCAUAUGAGAAUGCACUUCUGA